This is a messenger RNA of Cornus florida, 1311 nucleotides long. Its product is annotated as aspartyl protease family protein At5g10770-like. Bases 1 to 1311 code for a protein of 436 amino acids. The transcript has 2 exons. The record is from RefSeq and is a predicted model, not a curated record. Gene Ontology annotation, molecular function: aspartic-type endopeptidase activity. Gene Ontology annotation, biological process: proteolysis. Lineage: Eukaryota; Viridiplantae; Streptophyta; Magnoliopsida; Cornales; Cornaceae.
AUGCGAAAGGUAAAGCUAAAAAGGGCGCUCGAUCACCUUAUGGAGGAUGAGCAAGGACUUAACCAUUCAGCUUUACACUUCACCUUGCAUCAUGUGCUUGGACAUGGCUCGCCUCUAACCUCCCGGUCUCCGCUAUCCUUCUCCGAGUUACUAACUCGGGAUCAAGCACGAGUUAAGCAUCUCAGCUCCAGACUCACCAAGAAUAUAACAAGCAGUGUCACAGAAAACCCUUUUGGAUCAAAUCUCGUCAGCACACCCGUGAACUCUGAUAUGUCUGUUGGUGUGGGCCAUUACUAUGUCAAGGUUGGUCUUGGCACUCCACCCACUUACUAUCCCGUGAUUGUCGACACCGGCAGCUCCAUCUCCUGGGUGCAAUGCAAGCCUUGCGAGGUGCACUGCUACCAACAGGUCGUUCCCUAUUUCGAUCCCUCUGCAACAAGCACCUACAAAAGGUUGUCGUGCACAACACCCGAGUGCAAUUCAUACGAUAGCGGCCAUUGCACGCCCUCUAAUGAUUGCUCGUACGAGGCUAACUAUGGGGACAAUUCUUUCACUGUUGGCUAUUUGAGUCAGGAUUCACUAAGCCUAACACAAUCGGAAACACUGCCUGGUUUUGUGUUUGGGUGUGGGCAGAACAAUAGUGGGUCGUUCGGUAGGUCUGGUGGUCUUUUCGGCCUGGGUGGUAACAAGCUGUCUAUGGUCUCCCAGCUGUCAACCAAAUACGGAAAUGGCUUCUCCUAUUGCCUCCCAACAGUGAGUGGAGGCAGUGGAGGCUCGUUGUCCAUAGGAAGGGAUUCGCUGACGGGACCACCCUACAAGUUCACUCCAAUGCUUCCUAUUCAACAAGACCCGGGCUACUAUUUUUUGAAGCUGUCCGCGAUUGUAGUGGCGGGCAGGACACUGCAGGGAGUGUCUGAGGCCGACUACAACAUUCCAACAAUACUAGAUUCAGGGACGACGCUCACGUAUCUGCAUCCGUCGGUAUAUGCAGCUCUCCGCGAUGAGUUCAAAAAGAUCUUGUCCUCCAAGCACGAGGCUCUCCCGAGUAAUUCUAAUGCGUGUUAUCAAGGUAGUUUGAAGGAGUUGUCAGCAGAUGUGCCUGAAGUUCGGUUGGUGUUUGAAGGAGAGGCUGAACUCACUCUUGCUCCUCAAAACAUUCUUAUUGAUAGGAGCGGCGGAUUUACUUGCUUGGCCUUCGGGACACUCGGCCCCAACUUAGCGAUUGUUGGAUACAUUCAGCAGCAGACGUAUAGUGUGGCUUAUGAUGUCUCCAAUUCAAGAUUUGGUUUUGCUGCUGGGGGCUGCAGCUAG